Messenger RNA from Danio aesculapii, 4467 nucleotides. It is a transcript of the gene serpini1, whose product is annotated as serpin peptidase inhibitor, clade I (neuroserpin), member 1. Gene Ontology annotation, biological process: negative regulation of endopeptidase activity. The coding region runs from base 61 to 1308 and encodes 415 amino acids. NCBI's taxonomy places the organism in Eukaryota, Metazoa, Chordata, Actinopteri, Cypriniformes, Danionidae. The transcript has 9 exons. Gene Ontology annotation, molecular function: serine-type endopeptidase inhibitor activity. The record is from RefSeq and is a predicted model, not a curated record.
UUGAACAUCAGCAUCCCGGAGCAUCAGCAUCUCUCUGACAUCUCACGCUGGUCCUUCAUCAUGCUGCUGCUGGUUGUUUUGCCGCUGCUGCUGCUCCUGCGUGGAUGUGUUUGUCAGGCAUCAGACGUGCCCGAAGACGUAACGGCAGAGUUCUCCGUGCGCCUCUACCACCAGCUCCAGAUCAGCAGCGGAGAGGAGAACAUCAUCUUCUCUCCGCUCAGCGUGGCUCUGGCUUUGGGCAUGGUGGAGCUGGGCGCCCGCGGCUCCUCUUUACAGGAGAUCAGACAGGCCGUGGGCUACAGUCACUUCAGAGAAGAUGAAGAGUUCUCUCUGCUGAGAAACCUGAGCCAGGCAUUGUCCACAGAUGAGGAGCAGUAUGUGGUCCGUCUGGCCAACUCGCUGUUCCUGCAGACGGGGGUCCACUUCAAUGAAGACUUCCUGCAGCUCAUGAAGAAGUACUUCAGAGCCGAGGUGGAGACGGUGGAUUUCAGCCAGUCCACAGCCGUCGCUGAACGCAUCAACUCCUGGGUGCUCAACCACACAGAGAGCAAAAUUCAGAAUCUGGUGUCAGCGGAGGACUUCAGCAGCUCCACCAUGAUCAUGCUGGUGAAUGCAGUUUAUUUCAGGGGCAGCUGGAAGAACCAGUUUAGGCCAGAAAACACCAGAACUUUCUCCUUCACCAGAGAUGAUGGCAGUGAAGUGCAGACCCUGAUGAUGUACCAGCAGGGGGACUUUUACUACGGUGAGUUCAGCGACGGCACCACAGAGGCUGGUGGAGUUUACCAGGUGCUGGAGAUGCUCUAUGAGGGCGAAGACAUGAGCAUGAUGAUCGUCCUGCCCCGUCAGGAGGUUCCUCUGGCCUCGCUGGAGCCCAUCAUUAAAGCCCCGCUGCUGGAGGACUGGGCCAACAAUGUUAAGAGGCAGAAGGUGGAGGUUUACCUGCCCAGAUUCAAGGUGGAGCAGAAGAUUGAUCUGAGAGAGUCUCUGCAGCAGCUGGGCAUCAGGAGCAUCUUCAGCAAAGACGCCGAUCUGUCGGCCAUGACGGCUCAGAUGACAGACGGACAGGAUCUGUUCAUCGGAAAAGCUGUUCAGAAGGCCUAUGUGGAGGUGACUGAGGAAGGGGCUGAAGGGGCCGCGGGAUCAGGUAUGAUCGCAUUGACCAGGACGCUGGUGUUGUACCCACAGGUCAUGGCUGAUCAUCCCUUCUUCUUCAUCAUCAGAAACAGAAAAACAGGAUCCAUCCUCUUCAUGGGUAGAGUUAUGAACCCUGAACUCAUCGACCCCUUCGACAACAACUUUGACAUGUAAAAGUCCAGCAAACGCAACGUGACACUGAAUUCAUGCUUCUCAUCCACGAGCCGCAUCCUCACCGAAACAAACCCAAACACCGCCAUGGUUUUAUAAGCGCACCAGAAAAUAUUAUACGAACAGGAUAUUUAUAUUACAAAAAAGUGAUUGUGUUUUGAUACUUGUAAGCUUUAAGCGCACCAGGAAACCCAGAGCUGUAAAUAUCUGAAGUCUCCAUCACGUCUUACUCCACACCAGCGUCAUUCAGUCCUGUAACUCCUCUAAUGUAUAUUUGCUAUUGUGUUCCGUAGAGAAACCUUGAUAUUUAUUGCAAGAAUGUGUGCACUUUUCUAUAUAUAGACUCACUUAAAGGCAGAAUUCAUCCAAAAGAUAAACUAAUUCUCUCAUUUACUCAUCCUCAACUCAAACUUGAGUUUCUGAUCAACACAAAAGAAGAUAUUUUGAAGAAUGUAGGAAACCAUUGGUAGUUUUUGUUAAUGCUAUGGAUGUCAAUGGAUUUACACAUUCUACAAGAUAGUUUCUUUUGUGUUCAACAGAAGAAGGAAACUCAUGAGUUUGGAAUAGGGGUGUAAAGAUCAACCGCGACUCGAAAAUCAAUUCAAAUAUGAAAAAAAUACUAUAGUAAAAAAAUGAACCGUAAUAUAGUACUUGAAUAUGUAGUCACACUGCACUUUGAUGUCCAUUCAGAUGCAUCUGAAUAUGCCAGACCGGAAACUCAAGCUCAUGCAACAAGUUUUGCAUGUCGUUGCCUUCCAAAGUUCAAUCUUGGUGAUCUCUGCCCUGCAAAUUACCAUUAUGUAAAUGCAUGAGACUAAUAGAAGAUCAAAAUGGGACCUCUCUGUACAGAAAUUUAAAAUAUCAAGCAAUCGCUUGUAUUUAUCAGUGUGGCAUCAUCUUACUGUAUGUUAAAACUUUACAUGCAGUAUGUAGUGGUUGAACUAGGUAUUACAUUCCAAAUUCAAAAUAUUGGGUAUAGUAUCGCAUAUACAGGUUGCCAGAUUGACAAAACCAACUGGAGCGAGUGUGCCUGAUGAUAGUGAUGACACUGCAAGCUCAUGCGUCAAGUUUUGCAUGUUGUUGCUUUCCAAAGUUCAAUCUUCGUGAACUUUGACCUGCAAAUUACUUGAAGAAACAUGACCACUCUGUACAGAAAUAUUAAAUAUCAAACAAUUGCUUGUAUUUAUCAGUGUGGCAUCAUCUUCUUGUAUGUUAUGGGCGCUGCAUGUAAAACUUUAAACUUUACAUGCAGUAUGUAGACUCGACACCUAGUGGUUGAACUGAGUAUUACAGUCCAAAUUCAAAACAUCGGAGAGGGUUUUUUUUUUUCAUCCAGCCUCUCCUCCCUCAACAUGACGCAUAUACAGGUUGCCAGAUUGACAACACCAACCGCUGCAAGCUCAUGCGACAAGCUUCGCAUCUUUGACCUGCAAAUUUGCAUUAGGUGAAUGUUUGAGACCAAUAGAAGAUCACAUGAAGAAACAUGACCUCUCUGUACAGAAAUAUUAAAUAUAAAAGCAAUUGCUUGUAUUUAUCAGUGUGGCAUCAUCUUCUUGGAUGUUAUGGGCGCUGCAUGUAAAACUUUAAACUUUACAUGUAGUAUGUAGACUUGACAUCUAGUGGUUGAACUAAGUAUUACAGUCAAAAUUCAAAAUAUCGGAGAGGGUUUUUUUUCACCCAUCCCCUUCUCUCAUUAUGAUGCAUAUAAACAGGGGGGCCGCUGGCUGGUACAGGCCCUAUGACAACAUUUUUAGGGUGUCGCGGAUGAAAGUGAAUAGCAGAAAGGAGGUUGUUUGGUGGUUCCCUAAUAAUAUCUCUGGUUGCCCCAAAACGGCGUGGGCCCUUAAAAUCGUCGUAACUUUCCCCCUUAGCGGCGCCUCUGCAUAUACAGGUUGCCCGAUUGACAACACCAACCGGAGCAAGUGUGCCUGAUGAUAGUGACAACACUGAAAGCUGCUAAAUUAAUGUUUAUGUUUGUAAUACUUAUAUUAUUUGCUAAUUAAAUUACCACCUUGGGGAUUUUUAUAACUGAAUCGUCGUCUCAUUUCAGAGAGUGCUAUUGUCCUCUAGAGGUUGCAUUUUUAAUCAUGGUCGCAUAAAUAGAGACAGCCUUCAUGACAAAUUAAAUAUGCUGUUUUCCACUGAGGCAACCUGGGGUGUUGAGAUGUAAAUGGGUAAACUGGCAGUGGGCAGGUUAUAGAGGCCAAAAAAGAUAGACAUUGUAAUUCAGAAUUCGAAGGAGUAAAACUGACUUUAGCAUUGUUUUUCAGAUAAACAAGUGUGUUCACUUAAGAUGUUUCUUAAAUAUCUGCAAAAGUUGUAUUUUUAUGCUUAAGAGCAGUAUUUCCCAACCCUGUUCCUAAAGACACACCAUCAGUACACAUUUUUGACCUUUCCUGAAUCAAACACACCAGAAUCAACUCAUCAGAACAUUAGAAGAGACCUCAAAACCUGAAGUUAAUGGGUCAGAUAAUGGAGACAUCCAAAAUAUGUACUGUUUGGUGCGUCUCCAGGAACAGGGAUUGGGAAACCUUGCUUUAGAAGAGUCAAAAACUUACAUAGAGCACCUUUAAGUGCACAGCAUGAUGUGAGAGGUGCUUUAAAAGGCAUGAGAUUUGAGUAUAACCAUCACACACGUCCAUCAAGUGUGCGUUUAUGUGUUUAUUAAAGCAGAAUAUUGGAAUGGACACAUUCUGUCCGAAUAGAACUUAUCACUGCUGUUUAUAAGCGCCCCCUACUGGCAGAGAGUGAAUCUACAUCUCUUUCAGCUCGUCUGCCGUUUCGUUCAGAUGUUUUGUGGGUCACACUUUACUAUAAGGUUCCAUUAGUUAAUGUUAAAAUCAAAAUCGAGGAUCGAAUCGUGAGUUGAGAGAAUCUUUACAUCCCAAGUUUGGAAGCACUUGAGGGUGAGUAAAUUUUCAUUGCUUUAAAGUCUUUUAAUUCUUUCCCUCUCCACCUUUGUUUGGUUUUGUACAUGGCUGAAGUACUGCUGACAUACUCAUAUGCCUUAUUAUAUAAAUAUGAGUUUUUGAUUUAAUAAAGGUUGUGAAUGUACAGGUAGUGGAGACUCAGGAGGACCGAGGGAGACUGCAUUUGGUAUAAAAGAUGUAGAAAAAAAAAUACCAGCUGUAUUCUGUUUCAGAAAAUAAAGAUGAAUGUCUA